AUGACGAGUGGUGUAUCUACUCUGGUUAAUCUUGAUCUGACAUUAAAUAGAGACUUGGGUGGUUGUGCAGAGAUGUGGGCUCGGCAUUUGAAGGGAAUGAGACACCUUGAGGAGGUGAACUUGGCUUAUUGUGCAUUGAUAGACAAAGAUGUUGAGCCCAUUGCUGUGGCACUGAGUGACAUUCAAACUCUGGUUCAUCUGAACCUCAUGGGUAAUACUGCAUUGGGUGGCUGUGCAUCAUUGUGGGCUCUGCAUUUGAAGAGAAUGAACCACCUGAAGGAACUGUUAUUGGGAGGGUGCAAUCUGACAGAUGUUGAUAUGAAGCCCAUUGCUGAGUCAGUGAGUGACAUGCCCAACCUGAGUCAUCUAGAUCUGACAUGUAAUGAUGCAUUGGGUAGCUGUGCACCAUUGUGGGCUCUGCAUUUGAAGAGAAUGAACCACCUGAAGAAACUGACAUUGGUAAUGUGCAAUCUGGUAGAUGAUGAUAUGGAGCAUAUUGCUGAGUCAGUGAGUGACAUGCCCAACCUGAGUCAUCUAGAUCUGACAUGUAAUACUGCAUUGGGUGGCUGUGCAUCAUUGUGGGCUCUGCAUUUGAAGAGAAUGAACCACCUGAAGAAACUGACAUUGGUAUUGUGCAAUCUGGUAGAUGAUGAUAUGGAGCCCAUUGCUGAGUCAGUGAGUGACAUGCCCAACCUGAUUCAUCUAGAUCUGACAUGUAAUGAUGCAUUGGGUGGCUGUGCAUCAUUGUGGGCUCUGCAUUUGAAGAGAAUGAACCACCUGAAGAACCUAAUAUUAGCAAGGUGCUUUCUGACAGAUGUUGAUAUGGAGCCCAUUGCUGAGUCAGUGAGUGACAUGCCCAACCUGAGUCAUCUAGAUCUGACACGUAAUCGUGCAUUGGGUGGCUGUGCAUCAUUGUGGGCUCUGCAUUUGAAGAGAAUGAACCACCUGAAGGAACUGACAUUGGUAUUGUGCAAUCUGACAGAUGUUGAUAUGAAGCCCAUUGCUGAGUCAGUGAGUGACAUGCCCAACCUGAUUCAUCUAGAUCUGACAUGGAAUGGUGCAUUGGGUGGCUGUGCAUCAUCCUGGGCUCAGCAUUUGAAGCUGAUGACCAAACAUCUCAAGAAGCUCACACUAUGCGGGUUGACAUAUGAGGAUCAGGAGUACAUUAAUGCAUCAAGUGAUUUGAAUUUGACCAUAUUGGAUUUCACACCCUAA
Molecule: messenger RNA, 1215 nt
Organism: Asterias rubens (European starfish)
Lineage: Eukaryota; Metazoa; Echinodermata; Asteroidea; Forcipulatida; Asteriidae
Product: leucine-rich repeat-containing protein 31-like
Exons: 1
Coding region: 1-1215 (404 amino acids)
Molecular function (GO): protein binding
Source: RefSeq, a predicted model, not a curated record